Messenger RNA from Salvia splendens (bonfire salvia), 1810 nucleotides. RefSeq names its product ethylene-responsive transcription factor ERF054. The record is from RefSeq and is a predicted model, not a curated record. Gene Ontology annotation, molecular function: DNA-binding transcription factor activity; DNA binding. The coding region runs from base 275 to 1393 and encodes 372 amino acids. The transcript has a single exon. Gene Ontology annotation, cellular component: nucleus. Gene Ontology annotation, biological process: regulation of DNA-templated transcription. Lineage: Eukaryota; Viridiplantae; Streptophyta; Magnoliopsida; Lamiales; Lamiaceae.
GACAGAGCCAGCAAUCAUCUCUCUUCUCUCUCUCCCAUCUCUCUCUAUAAUAAAACACCCUGAUUUGUCAUUCAUUGUUUUUUUCUGUGAAGCCGCUCGCUCUCUUAUUACACAGCCUCGUAUGAAAUGCUCAAUCACAUUUUCCACCUUGUUCAAGAUUCUUGUCUUGAAACAGUUUCUUAACUGAUUCAAUUCCCCAGUGAGUUUUAGCAUCUGGGAUUUGAGAUUUAAUCAAGAGCGAGCGGCCAAACAAAAACAGAGCAAUCAUCCAUAUAUGGAUUCAUGUAAAGGAAAAUCAAAGAAGAUGAUUGGAAUGGAUUGGGAGAGAGACGAAGCUCAGAAUCUGGAGGGACAAAUAUAUUGCCCUGCUUUCGACCAAGCUUCCUUUUCAAACCGCCCUUUCAAGAAAGUCCGGAGCCCCGACCGCCGCCACAACUCCUCGUCAUCUGCUUCGCCGCCGCUUCUACCGCCAAUGACGUCUCCGCCUCCGUAUUUCCCCUUCUCGCUGGAGAAUCAACCGCCGCCGGAGACGACCCCAUUGUUCCGGCCGCAGCAGCAGCAGAUGAUCUCAUUCACGCCGCACCACCACCAGCAAAAUACGGCGUUCCCGCUUUAUUUUGCUGGGGAGGCGGCGUCUAUGCAGCAGCAGCAGCAGAUGCUGCUGCAGUACUGGAGCGACUCCCUCAAUUUGAGCCCAAGGGGGCACAUGAUAAUGAUGAGCCGCCUCGGGCAGCACGGGAGCACGGCGCUCUUCCGCCCUCCCGGGAUGCCCCUGUCGGCGACGAAGCUCUACCGGGGCGUGCGGCAGCGCCACUGGGGGAAGUGGGUGGCCGAGAUCCGCCUCCCCCGCAACCGCACGCGCCUCUGGCUCGGCACGUUCGGCACGGCCGAGGAAGCCGCCCUCGCCUACGACCGCGAAGCAUUCAAGCUCCGCGGCGAGAACGCGAGGCUCAACUUUCCCGACCUUUUCAUCGGGAAAGCGGCGGCACCUCAGCCGAUAGCGACGGACGAUUCCUCUUCGUCCAUUGCUCCUCCAUCACUGACAGUGCCAGCUGCUGCAGCAUUGGCAGUGACAAAUGAAGAGGAGGAGCCCCCGCCUUCUGCUGAGGAAGCGGAAGACGGAGACAAUGCCGGUAGCGCAUCGCAUUCGUCGGAGCUGGUGUGGGGCGGCAUGGCGGAAAAAGAGUGGUUCGAGUCGAUUCCGGCGGGGUGGGGCCCAGGAAGCGCGGUGUGGGACAAUUUGGAUUCAAAUAAUAAUUUGAUGCUUCCUCCAAAUCUUGUUCCAUUUGAGAAACAAGACUCUGAAAAUCAUUGUGAUGCACACAAACAAGACAACAGAGAUUCAUCAUCUUCUACUUCUUCUUCUGCUGUUAGGCCCUUCUUCUGGAAAUAACUCUCUCUCUCUCUCAAGAAAAGGAGAAACAUCUUUUUAGUCAUCUCCUCUUCAAUUCUAACUCUCAUCAGAUGCAGAGGGCUGCGUAUUAGAGGCCAAUUUGCAUGGGAAUGUGAGUGUGUGUGAUUUAGUUUUAGUUUUAGUUUUAUUUGAAGUUUGUAAAAUCAGGAGACUUUUUUGUGGUCUCCGACUCCUCUAUUAGUGAUUUUAUCCAUCAUUGUUUCAUUAGAUCUGUUUUUACCAUGAUCUAAGGAAGGUGGAAAUUAAUCAGUAGUUAAUUGUUGUAAAAUUCAUGAUUAUUGUUGGCAUGCCACUUUUGCUUAGAAUGUUGCUUGAUUGUUGGUUGCUAAUUCUAGAUUCUACUUAGUGGAGUACUCAAUAUGGUAAUGGUUGCAUUUCAAGAUUUAUUGUUUUUGC